AUGACAGCACCGACAGAUACAGAAGAGCGUGUAUCAACAACGGACUAUCACGGUUCCACAGACCUUUCGGGGUUUUUUUCUGCCACACACUGGACUCAGUACAAGCUAUCGAUUAAGGGUCAACAGACGCGAAAGACCUUUGUCGCCACCGACCAAGACAAGGAAGCCUUCCGAUCUGGGAUCUCCAGUGUAAUGCAAAUACCCCUCGAUGAUGUAUCAGUUGAGGUUCUGUCGAGCUACGAUGCCGACUUUCAGCAAGGGCGAUGGAACUCUACAUACUUUGGACACGAAGAAACGGCUCGCCGAAGGACUAGUCUCUGCUCUCUUUCGCCGCAUGCACUAGAUACCAGUUCUGACCGUCUUUGUCCAUACGGGAGUAUCCCGGAGGAGCUUGUCGCCCACAUUCAAGCAGAAAGGGACCAGAUUGAACUCAUGAGAGAAGAAUUUGAGGAGACGAUGACGACAGGGACCGAAGAUGUCAGCAACAACGGGCAACUGGACGCCGAAAGGGGGUAA
This is a messenger RNA of Cryptococcus wingfieldii CBS 7118, 516 nucleotides long. RefSeq lists its product as hypothetical. Bases 1 to 516 code for a protein of 171 amino acids. The transcript is spliced from 3 exons. NCBI's taxonomy places the organism in Eukaryota, Fungi, Basidiomycota, Tremellomycetes, Tremellales, Cryptococcaceae. The record is from RefSeq and is a predicted model, not a curated record.